AUGGCGUCGAAAGCGAACGUCCGGGCGGAGAUAUUCGAGAAGCUCGAGUCGCAUCUCGUCAAGUCCAAGACGCAGGAUUCGCUCUCCUCCAAGGAGCUGUACGAGCUCGUCCGACUGACCGCGGCGUUCGGCAUCGAGGGUCUCCCAACGGACGUCCCGCGAGAGGAGUCCGUGAGGCACGUCCUCGAGCUAGAGCUCCCGCCGCUGCCCGCGCCCGCGCCGGCGACGUGCCGCGACAGCCUCGAGGACGCGUCGUACAUCCCCGGCGGCGCGGAGCGCGCGUCGACGCCCGCGCCCAAGGCGCGCGACCGAGCCGAAAGAGCGAUACUCGAGCGAUACUCGCUGCACUCGUCGCCGCAGCACUCGCGCGCGCACUCGUUCGCGGAGAACGGGAACGCCGCGGCGGAUCAUCACCGCGAUUACCACCGCCAAAAUCUCCCGUCGAACCUGGGUGGGGUGGGACGGGACGACGCGGCGACGCGCGACGACGGCGACCGCCUCGACCAAAACCAAAACCAAAACCACGCGCGUCGGGAUUUGGAUCGGGAUCGGCGGCGGGAACCCCCCGGCUUUCCGCGUCGAAGAAGCGCCAGCGUCGAGCGCCCGUCGGCGGCGGCGGCGCCUCUCCCGGCGUGGGGCUCCAACGCGGGCGCGCGCGAGCGCGAGCGGCGCGAGCGCGACGCGAGAGAGCGCGAAUGGAGGGGCGACGCCGACGCCGACGCGCGCGCGGCGAGGGACGCGGCGGCGGCGCGCGCGGAGGCGCGACGCGCCGGGAGAAGCGCGUCGGCGCCGCGGCGGCAGCGCGGCGAGUGGGCGCCGCCGCCGGAUAAACCGAAACCGUCGUCCGGCGGCCGUUCGACGACGCGGAAUAUGGAACGUCAACCGACGCGCGGCGGCGCGACGCGGUUCUCCUCGACGUCCGGGGCGGGCGGCUCGGACGCCGCCUCCAACGCCUCCGCGGCGGCGGCGCGCCGCGGCGAGCCGGUGGAGGACCGACUGCACCGCGACUGGGUCAUCAAACAAGCGCGCACGGCGGCGAAAGAAGAGCAAGAGCGCCGCCAAUCGCUCGCGCUCGAGAAACAUAACUCCCGCGUCGCGUCGCGGUCGCGGCGCGAGCUCGAGGCUGCGGGGGAGAACUUGUAUCGGCAAGGGAUGGCGAGGUCGGCGAGAAGGGAAGAGAUGGCGAAGACGGAUUAUCUCACGACGCCGCGCGGGAUGGGCGGGGACGAAUCGCUUCGCGCGAUCGGGAUGACGAACGUGUCCCGGGUUUUGAUGGGCGGCGCGAACGCGCGCGGCGGAUUCAUCGCGAGGCAGGAGCUGUUCGAGAGGCGCAGACGCGCCGCCGCCGCCGCGGAGGCGGAGCGAAGGCGCGUCGAGACGGAAGAGGAGGAGUCGAAGCUUCACAAGCCGCGGAUAUCGAACAUGGCGAGGUCGAUCGACCGCACGGUGUUCGACCUCCAGGCGUGGCAGGAGAAGAAGCGCGCGAAGGUGGAGGCGCUGCACCGGCGGAAGAUCGCGGAGGAGGAGCUCAGGGAGUGCACGUUCGCGCCGCGCAUCUCGAACGCGAGUCGGAGGAUGACAGAGGGGCGAAAGGUGCGGGCUGGCGCCGACGCCGCGGCGUUCAUUCAGAAGACCAGAGCGUCCGCGAAAGCGGCGGCGCAGAGAGCCGCGGAAGUGGGCGCGCUGGAUCCGUCGCUCACGCGCGAGUUCGCGAAGUUUCUCGAGCGGCGGCAGGUGGCGGCGAAGGCGCGCGAGGGCGGCGUCGGUGCGUCGGCGGCGCUCUCUGGGCGGCGAGCCGCCGCGUCGAGCGCGACGGCGAACGCCGCGGACGCCGGGCGGAAGAAGGAAGGCGCACCCCAAGACCCGAGCGCGAUGCUCAUGGCUGUCAUCUUCCCGCGGAACUCCGUCACGCGACGCGACGACGACGACGACGACGACGACGACGACGACGACGACGACGACUUCGACGAGUGCCUCCCCGAGGGCGAGCUUCGAUCGGCGGCGGCGAAAAAAAUGUGGCGCAUCGGGAACACGAAAAUCAACGCGUCGACCGCGAUCGCCGCGGCCGUGGACCAGUUCCACGACGCGAGGGAGGCCCCGGAGGACGCGACCGGCGUCGUCGCGACCGCCGCGUCGCUCUCGGACUUCGACGACGGCGCGUCGUUCAGGUCCGCGUCCACGGCGAGCACGCUGAGGCCGACGGCGUUUUUCCAACCGAAGACGUACGCGGCGCCGACGUUGAACUCGUCGGGGGUGUCCCCCUCGGACCCGGACACGACGUUCGCGCCGAAGAUAACGGCCAAGGCGAGUCAGUUACGACGCCCCGGGAACGUCGGCGACCGGUUGUUCUACAACGAGAAGCCGAGCGCGAGGAGCCGCGCUGGAGCUGUCGCGACGACGGAGAAGAGAGCGCGGAGGAAGGUCACGUCAGAGGACGACGCGAGGACGGCCCUCGACGCGCUGUACGGCGGCGUCAGCGCGCACCCGAGGGUGAAGGCGAUGUACGGCGCGAUGCGCAACGCGGCGACGCCGCAGGCCGGGACGGGCACGAAGGUGUACCAGCCUGGAUCGACGCGGCCGGCGUCGGCGCCGCCGCGACGACCGACGACGACGACGGCGGCGGCGCCGCCGCCGGCGUACCUCCCGUCGAAAGCCACCGUCGUCGGCGCGAGCGGGAUGGAAGCGGGCGGGCACUGGUGGGGGAUGGAGAACACGCGCGGGCUCGGCGGGUGGCAGGUGGGCGGGUCGUGGGGGGCGUACGGCGGCGGCGAGGCGAUCGGCGGCGGCUCGGCGCCGGCGUCGGCGUUGAAAGUCGGUCAGGGCGGCAGGAAACUCGGCGCGGUGCAGAGCGCGAUGGCGACCGCGUACGCGCUCGCAUCGCCGACGCCGUCGCCGCGACCGUCGUCCGCGAUCGCGCGAGCGACGCCGAGGGAGGAGGCGACGCCCGCGGCUUCCGCCGGAUACGCCGCGGAGACGUGGAACGACCUCCCGGGGCCGUCGCAGUUUAUGAAGAGCGCCGCGCGGGGCGCGGACGCGCGGCGGGCGUGGAGAGACGCCGAGGACGGCGCGAGGGCGGCGCCGACGACGAGCGCGGGUGGGUCGCUGAGCACGCUGCCGGGGGGGACGCAGUUCGUGAGGGACGCGCUGAGCGCGGACUCGCCGGGGGAGGAGGUGCAGAGCAGGACUCCGGCGGCGGCGGCGGCGGCGAAGCUCGAACCCAAACCCGAGCCCGAGCCCGAGCCCGAGGCGGACGCGAGCUCGUGGUGGGGCGGCGGAGGCGAUGCCGCGUCCACGUUCGUGUCCGGGACGGGGAAGCGCGCGGACGGGAAGACGGACGCGCAGAGAGCGGGGAUCAAGCUCUCCUUGUUCUAGGAGGACACUAUCAGAUAGUUUAUGAGCCUCGCUCGCCGACGAUGCAGUAGUCGUUAAUAAGUUGAAGUUUAAGUUAACGUCGGUUAACCUCC
Micromonas pusilla CCMP1545 is the source of this 3464-nucleotide messenger RNA. RefSeq lists its product as uncharacterized. The transcript has 3 exons. NCBI's taxonomy places the organism in Eukaryota, Viridiplantae, Chlorophyta, Mamiellophyceae, Mamiellales, Mamiellaceae. The record is from RefSeq and is a predicted model, not a curated record. The coding region runs from base 1 to 3372 and encodes 1123 amino acids.